CGGUAAUAACAAACAGUAACUUCCAAAUCCAAUGUAGCGGGUGGAUUCUGACGAAAUCAUUCAAAGCGUGAACGGCGAACGAAGCAGUGGAGUCAAACGCUUGCGAUACGCGGCGGCGAGGAGGAGGAGGGUUUGUUCGUUACGGUUGCGUGCCACCAUCACUUUCUCUGCAACCUCAACAAGCCAAGAAUCUCUACAUACUCACUCCUGUACACAUUCUUCUUCCCUUUCCAGAUUACCUAUUUCUUCUCUUUCGCUCCACGCCAUGAUCUGCACAUAACUCCUGUUAUUGAAUCAGCUUUUCGAUUCGAAUUUCUCUGUAUUGCAAUGUUGAGCAAAACCUAGUGUGGUGGUGUACAUACAUUGGAUAGUUCAAUAUGUUGACUGACACCUCUGGAGCUCGGGAAAUUGUGAUAAUGGAUCUCGAUGAAGAAAGUUCGACAACAUCGGUUAGCAGGAGAGUGCCGGCAAUUCCAGGUCGGCCGGCACAAAAGGGAGCUUUCUAUCAGUUUACACAGCAGAACCUUCCAGCAUGUAAACCUGUCCUUACACCUAGAGCAGUCAUUGCUACGUUUCUAUUGAUGGGUUUCAUUUUCAUUCCUGUUGGACUUGUUACACUUCGUGCUUCGUAUAGUGUUGUUGAAAUUGAGGACAGGUAUGACAUUGAUUGUGUACCGGAUCAAUUUAAAAGUAAUAAGGUCGCAUAUAUCAAAGAUGACUCAAUCUCCAAAAACUGUUCACGAUUCUUAAAGGUACCUAAGCCAAUGAGAGCACCGAUUUAUAUCUAUUAUCAGCUUGAUAACUAUUACCAGAACCACCGACGGUAUGUAAAAAGUAGAAGUGAUCAGCAACUCUUACAUGGUCUUGGAUACAAUCACACCAGUUCUUGUAAACCUGUAGAGUCUUCUGAUAAUCUUCCAAUUGUACCUUGUGGGUUGAUAGCAUGGAGUAUGUUCAAUGAUACAUAUAUGUUCAAUCGUGGGCCAACAAAAUUGAAGGUCAAUAGGAAGAACAUUGCGUGGAAGAGCGAUCGCGAUCACAAAUUUGGAAAGCAUGUUUACCCGUUUAAUUUUCAGAAUGGGACAUUGAUUGGGGGUGGAAAGUUGGAUCAAAGUGUUCCUCUAAGUGAUCAAGAAGAUCUGAUAGUUUGGAUGCGUACUGCUGCUCUCCCCAGCUUCCGAAAGUUGUAUGGAAGAAUUGAAGAGGAUUUGGAUGCAGAUGAUGUUAUAGUCGUCCACCUAGAGAACAAUUAUAACACUUACAGUUUUGGUGGAAAGAAGAAGCUUGUUCUGUCGACAACAAGCUGGCUGGGAGGAAAAAAUGACUUCCUUGGAGUUGCCAAUUUACUUGUUGGAAGCUUUUGUAUAUUGAUCUCGAUCAUCUUCCUGUUGCUUCAUGUGAAAAAUCCUAGACCUUAUGGGGACACAACCUACUCAUCUUGGAAUAAGAAAAACACUGCUACCUGAUAAGGCAACUUGGUACACCAGUAAUACUUUCUUGUGGAAAAUGAGGACACAUAUUCUUGUUACAAAGGAUAUUGUAUUUAAUUGUAAAUGGUAAAGCAGAGUAAACAUCUCCUUUGGGUUUCAUUCUAAUGAAAGUAAUCCAUUAUUAGUGAGAUAGUAGUGAUGAAAGUUUGUGUGGUUUAUAUGUGGCCAUAAAAUCAAAGCUGAAGGCCUGCUAUUGUACUUAAAAUAACACUAUAUAGUCUUGUAUUUUCAAGUGUAGUUUUACAGAGUAGAGUUAGUUAAAGGUUUAUUAAUAGUGGGAGCAGACUCUUGGCUUCUUUUUUUUUCCCUAUCAAAAAAAAAUCAGUUAUGUUUUUCGUGA
Lotus japonicus is the source of this 1830-nucleotide messenger RNA. RefSeq names its product putative ALA-interacting subunit 2. The record is from RefSeq and is a predicted model, not a curated record. Gene Ontology annotation, cellular component: plasma membrane; endoplasmic reticulum; Golgi apparatus. NCBI's taxonomy places the organism in Eukaryota, Viridiplantae, Streptophyta, Magnoliopsida, Fabales, Fabaceae. Bases 378 to 1466 code for a protein of 362 amino acids. The transcript is spliced from 9 exons.